AUGCAACGAUAUGUAUUAAUAUUCGCUGCUAUUAUCGUUGUAAUGUAUUUUGGUCUACACACAACUAACCAAAUGUUGAUUAAAAAAAUUAACAAAGAGGCAACUGAAAAAGAAGAAAUCAAAAAAGGAACAAUUGAGAAAGAAGAAAUCAAAAAAGGGACAAUUGACAAAGAAGAAAUCAAAAAAGGAACAACUGAAAAAGAAGAAAUCAAAAAAGGAACAACUGACAAAGAAGAAAUCAAAAAAGGAACAAUUGAUAAAGUAGAAAUCAAAAAAGGAACAAUUGACAAAGAAGAAAUCAAAAAAGGAGCAAUUGACCAAGAAGAAAUCAAAAACGGAGCAAUUGAUAAACAAAAAAUUAAAAAAGAAAAAGUACUCCUAGUAACAGCUAUUCCACCAGCACCAUGUAAAAGCACUUUUGGAGAUUUUGUCAAUAUUCAAUCUAUAAAAAAUAAAUUAACAUACUGUCAAAUAAAAAACUUUUCUUUUCAUUUUAAUACUGUUAAAGUUGAUCCUUUAUUAGCCGGUUCAUGGAAUAAAUUAGCACUUGUACAUUAUAUACUAGAAAAUAAUUUAGAUUAUGAUUGGAUAUUUUGGUUCGAUGUGGAUACAUUAAUAUUAGAUAUGGAGUUUGAUAUUCCGUUCCAAGAUUACUCAGAAUAUAACUUCGUCUUAUAUGGUGACAAAAAUUUAUUGUAUAAUGAACGCAAUGUUUUAGAAGGAAUAAACACUGGCAUAUUUUUGAUAAGAAACAAUGAAUGGGGAAGAAAGUUUAUGAAAAAAGCCUGUGAUUUGGGCAAAAGUAAGACAGUAAAAAUGGAAUUGGCAUUAAAAAAUUAUGACGCAUCAUUACGUGAUCAAAAUGCAGUUGCUUAUUUAUUGUGCCAAGAAGUAGAACUACGGAAAAAGGUAUUUUUAGAACAGAGAUAUCAAAUUAGCGGUUAUUGGGAAGAAGCAAAAAAAAAUAAAAAAUGGAAUCCUUUCAUCAUGCAUUUUGCUGGAUGUGAAUUCUGCGAUGGUAUUUAUGAAAGCAAAAAGCAAGAAUGUCUCCCUUAUUGGAAGAAAUUCGUUAAAAAACCAAGCCGAUAUUUUUCCAAAGGACUUAUUUAA
Rotaria sp. Silwood1 is the source of this 1110-nucleotide messenger RNA. The record is from the annotation of a GenBank genome assembly. Lineage: Eukaryota; Metazoa; Rotifera; Eurotatoria; Philodinida; Philodinidae.